AGUUUCACUCUGCUAUGGUGCAUGCUCGCUAGUGGGCCGAGGGCAGCGGGUUUGACGUCCGCAGCCGUUUCCGGGAAGAUGGCGGCGUGGAGAGCGGCGCUGGCUGCGGCAGCCCGGCGCUGCCGGGUGUCCGGCCUGAAGGCGCCCCGGGCGCGGCAGCGUGGUCCUCGCCCUUGGACGGCUGCGGCGGCGGUGGCGGGCGGCGGCUGGCUGGCGGCGGGCGGCGCCUGGCGCGGGGCGAACGGACUCUUGGCGGUGGUGGCUCAGAAGGAAGAUGUUGCUGAUGAGGAAAUGGCAGAAAAAUUGUCUAUUCGAAAACAACGCUUUAUGCAUUUUGCAUCAUUGGAGUAUAAUGGAGAAUAUUACAUGACACCAAGGGACUUCCUGUUCUCGGUGAUGUUUGAUCAAGUUGGGCGUAAAUCUUCAGCCAAGAAACUGACAAAAAAGGAGGUAGAUGCUGCACUGGCAUGUGUUACAAAAGCUAAACCAGGACCAACCUUUUUUAGAGACCUUGGCGAUAAAGGACUGAUCUCAUAUACAGAGUACCUGUUUUUGCUGACAAUCCUCACAAAACCACAGUCUGGAUUUCAUAUUGCAUUUAAAAUGCUGGAUACUGAUGGCAAUAAACAUGUAGAGAAGAAGGAAUUCUUUAAGCUACAGAAAAUCAUUGGGAAGCAUGAUGACUUCAAAACAGCUGCUGGAGAUGAAGCAAUAUUGCAGAAGCCAGAGCUGGAAGACUCAGAUGUUAAUACAAUGUUGCUGGUACACUUCUUUGGAAAAGCAGGAAAGGACAAACUUCACUAUUCUGAAUUUUGCAGAUUUAUGGAAAAUUUACAAACAGAAGUGCAAGAAAUGGAAUUCAUACAGUUUUCAAAAGGCAUGAACUUCAUGAGAAAAGAGGACUUUGCAGAAUGGUUACUAUGUUUCACUCAUGAGGAAAACAAUGAAAUUUACUGGAAUAAUGUGAAAGAGAGAAUCCAGGCAGGAGAGAAUAUCAGUUUGGAAGAAUUCAAGACUUUUUGCAAGUUUACAAACCAUUUGGAAGACUUUUCUAUUGCAAUGCAAAUGUUUACAGUAGCCAGUCGUCCUGUUAAACGGGCUGAGUUUAAGAGAGCUGUGAAAGUGGCAACAGGACAGGAGCUCUCUGAUAAUGUCUUGGACACUGUUUUCAAGAUAUUUGAUUUGGAUGGAGAUGAUUGCCUUAGCCAUGGCGAGUUUCUGGGAGUUCUGAAGAACAGGAUGCAUCGAGGCUUAAGGGUACCACAACAGCAAGGUGUGCAAGGAUACUGGAAAUGUGUGAAAAGAGAAAGCAUUAAAGGAGCAAAAGAAGUCUGGAAACAAACUGGGAGAAGUCCUUUUUAAAGAGAGAUCUUUGUUCUAUUGCUAUAAAUUUUGGGGUUUGGGGUUUUUGCAUACAUUGUUUACAUACUGGCUAAAUCAUAAUUUUUAUGCAAUUUAAAUAUUUAAGCAGUCCAAUAUUUGAUGCGGUAAUCUUACAGUAUUUUUUUGAAUAAUCAGAUUUGAUUCUGUUAGCACUUCUGACUUCCAUACAAAAAGAUGGUAAUUCCAGGAAAAGCUGAAGUUUACAAAAAUGGGCAUCGGCAAAAUUCCUGUGUGGAACCUGACUCCGUAUUCUAGCUUAGGGGCGUCUGAGUUAGUACUGGUCACUUGAUGAUUGGGCUGAACACAUAAUUUCUUAGUCAGAGGUAGGAAGGUCUUCUCACUCAGCCAAACUAUGGCAAUGUUGGCCUAUCAGAAUGUAGGCAGCCCUUUCCCCUUACAAGGAUUAGAGUAACAACAGCUCAAUGUUAUCCAUGCAGUCUCUCUGAGACCAGUGUUGGUACUGCAAAGAAAGCUCAGCCAUAUUGUUUAGUGUGUUGUCACAAUUGCUUGUAUGUUUGGUGCUGGUAAUGAAUAAAUGUACUUUGUAUGCUCUCAUGCUAAUAGAAUGUAGAGAUCUUAAUCCAAACUGGAAAUAUUAGACUGUUUGUACAGACCUUGAAAUCUGUAAGCUGGUUUGUGAAAGUGCUUUAGACUCUUUACGGUUUCCUCAACAAAUAGAAUAAAUUAGAAAAUUAGGAGCAAAGACCCUCAGUUGAACAUUGUAUCCCAAAUUGCUUAUGAUAGUCAUUAAUCAUUUGGCUUGAAUCAAAACUCAAAGGGUAAAUGUUUAACUAGGAGAGUGUUACCUUUGUUCUGUCUGCUUCCUACAAUUAUUUAAACAGUUUCUUAACAAAGGUGUGAUAGGAGGCCUACAAUAUCUCAGGAUCCCAAAGUACCAGAGCAAAAUAAGUCCAGAGGGAGAUAAAAUUAAAAUGUAAGUCUUGAAUACAGAACAUACAUGUAUAUUGUUGCUGUGUAUUUGCUGUAGUUGCUGUGUAUCAAGCAUACAUGUAUGUGUACAAAUGCAAAACUGUGUAAAAUUUCCUUUGGGUAACAGUGGGCUCCUGGAGCUUUGAGGCAGGGUUAGCCAGGAAGGAAAGCAGGAAUAUAGCCCUGUUUGUAAAGGCUGGUCCCUGGGCUGCUCCCUGGGCUGCUCGUCCCAUUUUCUAGUUUGCUCAGGCCAGUGUAGAAAGUUUAGCCUUUCAGAAUGCCAAUCUAGCCUUCCUUGUGAAACCAUCUAAAAAAACCCCAUCAGACUGAGCAAAUACUCAUCCCUUCUUUUAAAAGUGAUUGUUACUAAUCACCAGCUACUCUUCUCCAGAAUACAUUUGAGAUCAUUAGAAGAAUCUUUUUUUUUUUCAAUUUUUCCAGAAGAAUUAUGUACUAAUCGUUCCCAAAGAUGAAGAAUGUAAGGAACCCAUGAUAAAAUCAUCAUCAUCAUCAUGUGAGGGGUAUCUUCCACUACUCAGUUUUAAAACAUAAAGUCCAGUCAGUACUUGAACAAAUUAUUGCUCAAUGUUGGAGACCUCAAAAACAAACAUAGAUUGUUCUCUUCUAAGCAAAUUAGUCAAGAAAUAAGCUAAACCGUGAUGUCAUCUGUCAGCUACCAGUAUCUUGCACCCCCUCAGUCCUACUUCAGACUAAUUCAAAGAGGUAACACUGUCUCUGGAUACCCAUCAUGUGGAACAUCUUAUUCCAGUGAGCCCCAAAUACUCCUUUGCCACCUCCACAAAGCUACAGGGAUGAAAUAAACACUUCGAACUGCCUUCAUUCCUUUCUCUGAACCUGAACCUAGAGGGUUCUUAUAGGGAACAAAAAAAAAUUGAAUUCCAUGAUUAAAUAUUUUGUAAGUGCUCAGACACUGUGCUAAUGGGGGAACAAGUACUAGGGAGAUGACUCCACAGGAAGACAAAGUGCUUUAGGGUGCUUUUGGCAGCUGCAAAAACCAAGAAAGCUAGCUUUUAAAUAGUUUCCACUACACUAAGAUGUCUCCCUCCAACUAUCACGUCCCAGCCCAUCAAGGUCCUACAGUUAUUGUUUUAGGACCCUACAGGGCCAAAAAAAAAUUAUCUGUAUCUUCCCCUCCAAGACACUUCUUUAGGACAAAGCAGAAUUGCAUUCCUUCAGAUGCCUUUUGUUCAAAUUCUGGAUUUAAUGGACAAUGCCUUUGAGAUUUGCUUUAUUAUUUAUAUCUUAGAAAAAAGAGUUGUUGUUUGGGGGUGUUUAUUUUCAUUUUGAAUUCUGACUUGUUCAGAGUUUUCUCAGUAGUCUAUUUUACACUUUUGCUUGCGUGGGUUGUUUUCUAAUCAUUUGUUGUUUGUCAUAUCAAUACUUUUUGAAAAAUAAAUUGGUCCAACUCUAGCAGUGUAA
Molecule: messenger RNA, 3753 nt
Organism: Alligator mississippiensis (American alligator)
Lineage: Eukaryota; Metazoa; Chordata; Crocodylia; Alligatoridae
Gene: MICU2
Product: mitochondrial calcium uptake 2
Exons: 12
Coding region: 22-1362 (446 amino acids)
Biological process (GO): calcium import into the mitochondrion; mitochondrial calcium ion homeostasis
Cellular component (GO): uniplex complex
Molecular function (GO): calcium ion binding
Source: RefSeq, a predicted model, not a curated record